AUGCUCCUCAACACGACCAAAAAGAUGCACGCAAGACGGAACCCAAACCUCUCCGUCACCGCAACCGCCUACUCCCAGCUCUCCCCUCCUGUCCAUUCCGCCUCCCUCCUCUCCCCCACCGCCGCCUCACGACGGGGACUGCUCUCGCCGCCGGGACCGCUGUCGCCCAGUCUGCCGAGCCUGAUACCGAGACAUGGGAAGAAGCAGCCCUCAUGCUCUCAUUCGGGACUUGUGAAGAGGUCAGUACUGGUGAUAGUAGGGACGGCGUUGGCGCUGUGGCUGGUGCUACAUCUGAUGUCGGAGCGGCGCACAUCGCAGGGGCUGGACUUCGAAAGUAGCGACGAGUGGGAAAUGGUAGGAGGGAAUUCCCUACCCCAAGAACCUUCGGCGAUCAUAGUGCAGGACGUCAAGGGUAAUCCGAAAUGGACGGUUUCGAUCCCUCCCAGUUACGGAUUCCCCCUGCGUCCGGCGCAUUAUCAGGAGAUUUGCCAGCAAUCGAUGGAGCUGUCGAAGCAGUUGCGUCAGGAGGGGAGGGCGUCCAAUUCCAUGGUCAAGAGGAUGUUGGGGUAUUACACCAAGGAUCAGUAUUUCAUGGACGUGGCAGAGGCGGAGGAGCAGGGGUUACUACCAUCUUCGAAGGCAAAUGGGAGGCCGAAGGGAUUUGUCGAUGAUGAGGAUAUGGUUGCGAAGAGGCCACAGAAGGAGGAGGAGAUGAAGGUGUGUGAGCGGAGUUUGACGUACGUGAUGGAGACGACGGACGCGGGGAUGGGGACUACGUUGAUGAGGCUGUGGAUGAGUUAUGGGCUGGCUUUGAAGGAAAAUCGGGCGUUCUUCGUCGACGACACUCGCUGGCCCUACGGCAAAUACCUCACCUACUUCCUCCCCCCUCCGCCCACCCACUGCCUUCCCCCUCCCGCCUCGCACAUGCUCCCGUGCCCCCACACGGCCCACCACAUCAUCGUGUCCAGCGCCACGGUCCGCCAAACCUUUGGCCACGCCUUCAGCGAGGAAUUCGAGGACGCGCGCAAGAUGCGCGUGCAGCGGCAAGUCAAGAUCUUCGGCCUCCUGCGCACAGGCUACGAGGCGCUGUUCAAACUACGACAGGAUGACGCCGAGUACGUGGGCAACCGCACGCAAGCCCUAUACGCCGACGUGCGGAAGCAGGGAGGCAAGAGCGUGGGCGUGCACAUCCGGAGGGGCGAUAAACACCCCUUUGAGUACCAGUUCCAGAAGGACUACAUCCCUGUGGAUCGGUACAUGGCAGCCGCGCAGGAACUCGCGCGGUCGAAGCCGAGGAAGAUCGUGAUAGCGUCGGAUGAUCCGCAGAUGUACGAGUCGCCGGACCUACUACCGGGGACGGUGCGGGCGCAGGACCGCAUCAUGCUGGCGACCAAGAGCGCGCUCGAGGCGGCGCAUUGGGGCCAGAAGAAGGAGAAUCCGUGGAUCGACGACUUGACGGGGUGGGAGGGCGGGUUCUUCAAGGAUGUGUUUUUCUCGCUUGGUCGGGAUGGGAGGAGUCGUGCUGGGAGUCGUGCUGCUGGGGUGGAGGAGGAGGUGCCCGAGCAGGCGAUGCGGUUGAGGGAGUUGGUCGGGAGGGCGUACUUGAUGGAUCUGGCGGUGCUGAUGCAGGCGGAUGGCGUGGUCUGCGGGGUUAGCGCCGUCGGGUGUCGGAUUCUGGCCGUGGGGAUGGGGUGGGAGAAGGCAAUUGGGAGGGGGGAUGGCGGGGGGACUUGGAGGAAUGUGGAUGGGUUGUUUGAGUGGAAGGGGAUUAUCUGGUAGGGGGAGGGAGAGAGGGAGGGAGGUGUGAUACCCAGUCGUUUUCGAUAGAUCCAUGUACAUUGGCUUGGCUCUUUUUCCUAUUUUGCAUCGUUUUCUUUGUCUACUCGGUACAUAUUCAUGGCUCCACGAGCGGGGAGAAUGCGAGAUCGAAUCUUGCGAGCGGAAACCAGAAACCGAAAGCGAAAGCAUUCGAGCACAUAUACAUACAUGCAUAGGUACAUACCUACAUAAGCAACAAGAAGUCAAUCAAAGCUUUUUUGGCUUGGUC
Messenger RNA from Westerdykella ornata, 2047 nucleotides. RefSeq lists its product as uncharacterized. The record is from RefSeq and is a predicted model, not a curated record. NCBI's taxonomy places the organism in Eukaryota, Fungi, Ascomycota, Dothideomycetes, Pleosporales, Sporormiaceae. Gene Ontology annotation, biological process: protein N-linked glycosylation. Gene Ontology annotation, molecular function: alpha-(1->6)-fucosyltransferase activity. The transcript has 3 exons. Bases 1 to 1779 code for a protein of 592 amino acids.